AUGGAGUCCUUGACCAUCUACGGCCUCGUGAUCGCUCUGGUGCUGCUCUUCGCGAACCCACUGAUCAAGAUGGCCCGCUCUCUUGUUUUGACCGGUGCUGUGCUCCUGUGCAGCGGCGCGCUCUUCACGGCCUUCGUGGCCGCGCCCCGCGCCGCCCCGGCUCCCACCGCGCCGCACGCCGCCACUGCGGCACUGAGUGCCGUGACCCUGGUGGCCCCUCAGGCAGCCCAUGCAGAGGGCGGCGCAGUGUGGAUCCCGGCGCUCUCCGCCAUCGGCGCCGGCUUCGCCAUCGGCCUCGCCGCCAUCGGCUCGGGUGUGGGCCAGGGCAUUGCCAGCGGCCGCUGCAUUGAUGGCAUCUCCCGCCAGCCGGAGGUUGCCGAUGACCUCCGCGGCGUGCUGCUCCUGUCCCUGGCCUUCAUGGAAUCCUUGACCAUCUACGGUCUUGUGAUUGCCUUGGUGCUCCUCUUCGCAAACCCUCUGAUCAAGUGA
This is a messenger RNA of Symbiodinium natans, 489 nucleotides long. Lineage: Eukaryota; Dinophyceae; Suessiales; Symbiodiniaceae. The record is from the annotation of a GenBank genome assembly.